AUGGCUGCCAAUCACCACCCUUCUCCCCAAAAUCACCAAAACAACGAUGAAACGACAGAAUCACGUGACUCGUGGGCGCGAAUUGUGGCAAGAAAUUGCAGGCCGGCUUCAGGAUUAAAGCUGGAUUUUUACCCUCAACAAUUUUCUUCGAAAGAGAUUGAAAUUGAUGAAAGUGAGUGGAGCUCUGGGAUUCAAGAAUGGCAACACUGUUUGGUGGGUUUCGUAUAUGGGUCUAAGCCAUACCUCUCCAGCAUCCAACGGUAUGUAAGCAAUAAUUGGGGCAAUGAAUCUGUGGUCACUACACGUUUGGUUGAUAAUGGGAAGCCAAUUUGCACUGAUGGCAUUACGACUACACAGGGGAGAUUGAGUUAUGCUCGAAUUUAUGUGGAAAUUGAUCCAUCUACAGAGCUGAUAGAUAAAGUUACCCUUAAAGGACCAGGUGGUAUCCAAUUUGAACAGAAGAUUGAAUAUGAAUGGGUUCCCUCAAAGUGCACAAAUUGUGUUUGUUUUGGCCAUUCUACGGAGAAAUGCAAUAUCCCUCUAACACCAAAAUGGAUUCCCAAACAAAGCACCAUCCAAGAUAGUGAUGUAACCACUGCACUUGUCUCUAAAAUGUCAGAAAGUCAACCAAAGCCUCCUACUCAUCAUCAAUCGGUGGAAAAGCAAGCUACUCUAUCAAAUGGGCAAAAUGAUCAUAAGCAAAAGAGGGUGGAUACUGAUGCUCUUGUCUUGGAAAAAGCUGCUCAGAAGCUGCCAAUGAUAAACCAGGAAACUCAAUGGCAUGAUGUACAGAACAAAAAGACAUCUCAAACAAAUGCUCAAAAAGCAAGCACAUCAGGCUCAAAACAACCUGUUUCCUCUGCUCCAACUAAUAGACUUGAGCAAACCAUGGUAUUAGCCAACGAGAAGGAUGCUGACGAAGUUAUUGGGCCUAAUCCUUUCAGUCCAUUAAUGGAAGAAAAGCAGCCUCCCCCCACCAACAAGGGAUUGAGAAACACAAGGGGUAGACCUAAGGCGAAGGGAGACCAUUCCCCUGGUAUUAUAGAAAUUCUGCCUAUUUCAGCUACACACCCUCCAUUUAGAUUCUGUAACUUUUGGACAUCAGAAGAGGACUUUCUCCCUACAGUUGCUGCUGCAUGGUCCCUAAAUCCCCAUCCAAGAGAUCUGUUUGAUCUUCAGAAGAACAUUAAAAGCUUGAAAAGUGUGCUCAAAGGUACCUCAGAUAGCAGGAAAGCGUCUAUUGCUUGGCAUGAUGUGUGUAGACCUGUAAAUUGUGGAGGUCUUGGCCUUAGGGACUCCCUCACAAUGAAUAAGGCGUUGCUACUUAGAUUAAUAUGGGACAUUCAUUUGAAUGCGGAAAGCUCUUGGGUUAAAUGGAUACAUGAAUACUACAUCAAGGAAGACUCCUUUUGGAACCUUGAAGUGAAACAAUCCACGUCUUGGCCGAUGAAAAAGCUUUUCAAACUUCGGGUGGCUGCGCUCCAAUGUGUUAGCACUAACAACCAUAAACUUGAAUGGAUUGGAGUUGGACAACCAUUCACGGUGGAAGAAGCUUAUCAGACUUUGUUUCAACACUUUCCCAGGAAUCAGCAGUAUAUUUUAUGUUGGGGUAAGUACAUUGUUCCAAAACAUGGGUUCAUUACCUGGUUAGCUUGUUUGGACAGACUAAAGACUAGGAAAAAAAUUGCCAAAUAUGACUCCUCCAUUGAGACCAGCUGUCCAUUAUGCAUGUUGGAAGAAGAAACCACAGAUCACCUUUUCUUUGAACGUCUCUUCUCCAUUCAAAUCAUAACAAAAGCCUUGGCCGUGGUGAACUCUUGCACUCCAUCUUUCUCCUGGCCACAUUUCAGAGACAACCUACUGCAGACACAUGGGUCAAACAGUGCGCGAGAGAUUACACGAGGUGUAGUUGCAUCUGCCAUAUACAGCAUUUGGGAGGCUAGAAACCAUGCUAUAUUUUUCAACCACCUACCCUCAGAACAUGAAGUAAUGAUGGCUAUUUCUUUCUAUCUGAAGAUGCAGCUCUAA
This is a messenger RNA of Oldenlandia corymbosa var. corymbosa, 2028 nucleotides long. The record is from the annotation of a GenBank genome assembly. NCBI's taxonomy places the organism in Eukaryota, Viridiplantae, Streptophyta, Magnoliopsida, Gentianales, Rubiaceae.